Messenger RNA from Camellia sinensis, 1101 nucleotides. The record is from RefSeq and is a predicted model, not a curated record. NCBI's taxonomy places the organism in Eukaryota, Viridiplantae, Streptophyta, Magnoliopsida, Ericales, Theaceae.
AUGGCUACGGGUGGUAGUUCUAAUGAUAUACCUGAUGAUGAUUUUGAUGAGAAGAAACCAUUGUGGAAGUAUAUAACUAAAUUAGCAAAACCUGGGAAAGGAGGAGGAAAUUGCCAAUUACAAUGUAAAUUUUGUAAUAAUACUUUCAAAAGUUCAUAUACAAGAGUAAGGGCACACUUGUUAAAACUCCCAGGAAAGGGAAUUGGUGCUUGUAAGAAAGUGACAAGUCAAAAACUUUCACAACUACAAAAUGAGAAUGAUGCUGCUGAGCUGAGAAUUAAAAAUGCUCUUCCAAAAAAUGUACCAUUGCCUCCUUCCAUUGUAUCAGUGGGUAGUAGUUAUGCUUAUGAAUCAAAGAAGAGGAGAACAUGUGAGAGUGGGAGUGGGAGUGCGCCUGGGAGUGGGAGUGGAAGUGCUAUUGAGAAAGCAUUCAACUUGAAGGAUAGAGAGCAAUUGCAUUUUGAAAUUGCUAGGAUGUUCUACUCGGGGGGGGUACCUUUUAAUCUUGCAAGAAAUCCUUACUAUGUUAGCUCUUACACAUUUGCUGCAAAUCAUAAUAUUCCUGGAUAUUUGCCUCCCGGUUAUAAUUUGUUACGAACCACAUUACUUCAAAAAGAGAGGGCAAACAUUGAUAAAUUGUUGCAACCAAUUAGGGGCACAUGGAAGGAAAAACGGGUGAGCAUUGUUAGUGAUGGUUGGAGUGAUUCUCAAAGGAGGCCUUUGAUUAAUUUUUUGGCGGUGAGUGAAAGUGGGCCUAUGUUCAUUAAAGCAGUUGAUUGUUCUGGAGAAACUAAAGACAAAUAUUUCAUUUCAAAUUUGAUGAAAGAAGUGAUUAAUGAGGUUGGGCCAAGUAAUGUGGUUCAAGUCAUCACGGAUAAUGCUCCUAAUUGUAAGGCAGCCGGACAACUCAUUGAAGGUCAAUUCCCUCAUAUUCUAUGGACUCCUUGUGUGGUGCACACAUUAAAUCUAGCUUUGAAAAAUAUUUGUGCCGCAAAGAAUAUUGAGAGGAAUGAAGUCACAUAUGAAGAAUGUAGUUGGAUUACUGAUAUUGCCGGAGAUGGUUUGAUGAUUAAGAAUUUUAUCUCUAAUCACUCAAUGUGA